AUAGCUUUCUCAGUUUGCGUUGUUUGUGAGUUACACUUAUUUACAUACUUACCAUUCUGCCAGACAAGAGUUCAAACGACUUUUGAGCACUGUGCCACUUCGUGCAGUUGUUGCUGAAGCGCUGUCAUUAUUUGCUUGCUGUUGAGGAUUAUAUCCAUAGGUAUACUUACCUCGGCAAGCAAAGCUAGCUACCACAGCCUUUCAGAAUUGGACGGCCAUUGCCUUGGCACUCUACUGCAUUCAGCUUUUCGUAAAGUGCUCCUCUAAGGUUAUAGUCUGACGUGUAAGAAGCUAAUGUAGGAUACCUUCUCGUCUGGGAAAGCGUUUCAACCAACCGCACAGAGAAGUUCAGACGGAAGGCCUAAAGGCCCCAAGAUACGACCUUUUAGUGCGCUUUGUCUGGCGCUCUACAAGGCUUGGCAAAUUGGUGACCAGGGCCCAGUACGUUGGUUCCAACAGGCGUCUGUCUGGCUUGACCUAACGGCAGGUAAUUGUGGGCAGGUUUGCCACGACCUCUGUAUUUAAUUAAGUUCACGUCCUUCCUGCAAUUAAGCCGAAACUGGGGCUACGUGUCGGUCUUCUGUUUACCCUAACAGUUCCAAGCGCCGCAAGGCUGGGCGCAACCGUUUCUCGUGAGAACCUGUAUGAACCAUAGGGAAUGUUGCCGCACGUUUCAUGUGCGUGUGCUAUAUACCCUGGCAGAGGCACUCAAUGACCGAGCCCUCCCACCCUCGCUACCAUGUGCUGCAGGCUCCAUUCGUGUUCACAACGUCACCCCCGUCAAGGGGCCGCUGUGGCCCUUGGAGCUGCAGCACAUUGGGGUUCAUUUUCCGCUCAACAUCAGCCGCUUAUAGGUGCCGCUGUCAUGGCUGCUUACCCUGCAAUGCCGCAACUGGAGGACUUUGAUGGCGCAUGCACGCUGCCCCUGCCAAGCGACUUCCAGAUGCAAAAGCCAGUUAUUUUCUGGCUAGAUCCCGAGGACGAGGCCCUGGCAGGGGCCGAGUACGAUAGCGGCGAUGACGACAGUCGGGGCUCCAGUAUUAUUGCUGGGGACGGUGUUGCUGGCGGAAAGUACGACGGCAGCGACGGCAGCGGAGUCCGCUUCCACUGCGAUAGCAUGCAAGCCAGCGACGCAAGCGAGGCCCUACCGGAGGCGCCACCUUCUGAGUCGGCUGUGGACACUCCAGGGGAGCAUGCGGCUGAAGUACGGCCGGUUGGAUCCGCAGGUCCUGCGUCGGCGGUGGGUUUGGAUUCGACGCUUGGUACGACAGCUGCUGCAGUUCCUCGUACAUGCCAGGGGACAGUGGUAGGGUCUGGUGCGGGAGGGAGAGGAGGAAGCAGUGGCAGCUGCGGCGGCAAUGAUGGGAUUUACCUGGGCUGUGGCUGCGGUGCCGCUUGCUUUGACGUUGGAAAGUUGAAGAGGGGCCGAGACGACGGCAGCAGCGUUGGGAAAGUAGCUGGCUGCAGCACCGGCACCGACAGCCCUGGUGCCAAGUUGCAUUCCCCGCAAGUUUCCCGAGCUAAUGCACCUGCGGUUAGCUGCGACAGUGACUUCAAUACAGCCAUUCCCGCAGCUAGCGCUAGCCUCGGCAGAGGCGCUGUUCCUGUCAGGUACGGUAUUCCGUACCCGUACGCAGUACGAGCAGUCACAGCCGCCAGUGGCAAUGACACCCGACGAUCACUGUCGCCUGGCAGCGGCGACGGCGUAGUCCCUUCAGUGCAGCAUGAGGGACAGGGACGGCAACGGGAACACCCAGCGAAGCGUCGCCGAUGCUGUUGCGUGUGGGAGUGCAGAUGCAGCCCUGCCGCAGACGCCUGCUUUCCAGCAGCCUGCCAUGCGCCGCACAUGCAACACGUGCUGCGAUCCGAUGCUGCAUCACGCGCGCAGGCGCAACACGUGCAGCUCUUUUCCACGCAGCCCCGAGCUACUGCGUCGCGCGCGCAGCAGCAACAGCUGCAAAUGCUGCGUCCUCCGGGGCUCCAGCUAGCUGCGGCGGCUGCAACCCGGCCUGGCGCCCGUGACUUCGCGCCAAGAGCAGGGCUGUACGGUGAAGGAUGGAACAGGACAGAGAACGUCUUGGCGACGACACGUCAGCAGCCGCAUGAGAGUCGCCGGGGUGUCUGCGACAUGCGGGCGGCGACAGCCCCGCUGCAGCAGCAGCAUUCCAUGACACAGAGGCAGCCUCUGCAGCACGGGACGCCGACGGCUGUGCCGUUUCCAGCUGUGGCGGUUAGGCCACAGUCCGCUCCAUCGUCACCUGUGGCGGGGUUUCCCAGUAGCAAGUGCUUACCCUACAGAGCGAGCAGCAGUAGCAGCGCAUGCCGAACGCCUGUGUCGCUACCGGCGUCGUGUUUCACUCCUGCGGUGCCGAAUAGCCAGCCUGCGGCUUGCGACUGCCUUGCAUGUAAGCGCAGUGGCGGCAUUGCGGCGCCGAGCAGCGUCGCCAACAGUGCUUUUGGCUCCAUGCUAGGCGUCUGCGCGGGGGCUCCUGCUGCCGGUAGCAGCAGCCCUUACCCCACACGAGCCGCUUGUUGGGGACCGGAGGCAGUGACAGUGAAGACAUUUCGGCCGUCCGGAAACUCCCCUGGGAGGACGACUGUUGGUCCCACGCCACUUGCUGCCUUUCCCGCACCUUCCCCCGCCCCGCCCAUGACCUAUGUAGUGACCACGGGAGCUUUCCUGCCGCCGGGGGGUCGCGCGCUCCUGCCUCCGCCAAGCUUUGACUCUCGCACAACGUCACCUGUACCGCCGUCACAGCAGCAGCAGCAGCGGGGGCAGCCUCAGUUGCAGCAGCCGUCGCCUCAGCAGCAGGAGGCGGCCCGACCCGCUAGCAUUCCUCUAGUGCCACAGCAUCAACAGCCACAGGAGCGACAGCAGCAGCACAUGCAGCGUGCGCACGGCCACCUGCCACGCCCGGGGCUAACUCCCAAGGCAUCCAUACCCGUACCACAGCAGCAGCACAUGCAGCAGAUGCUGCCAUCUCAACAACAACAUCUCCCUAUGCCUCUUCCCUGUCAUAUAACCUAUACCCCGCGCCGGUACCGUCACUCUCGCAGCCAGCAGCAGCAGCCGCAAGCACAGCAGCAGCCCUCGCCUGCUCCUUCGGCAACAGCAGCAGCAGCAGCAACGCCGAAACGGACAACACCACCUGCAUCGCCGUGGGCAGCAGCUGCAGCAGCAACCGCGGCGGCGCAUGCAGCGGACAUGCAAUCAACCACAGGAGCACCAGCGGCGCUAGCAGUGGCAAUCCAGGUAGCCCCGCCUGAGUGUUGUGCGGCACAUGGCAUGCUUGCAGCAAUGGGGCCUGCCAGGGCUCACCCCCAAGGCACCCCGCUGGCCUUCCACUCCGCUGCUUUGGCUAGCGCAGCAGGCACUAGCACAGCAGGCGGAGCUGCAGGCGGCGGUGCCGCUUUCCGUCCUCCAGCAUCAGAACCAACAGAGAUCGACAAGCAACAAGCAACUGCCCCUCGGCCCAUCUCUGCGGUUGAGCCCCGGCAUGCAGGGCUGAGGGCGGCACCCUGUUCCAUGGGCUCUGCCGCCGCAACCGUCACCCCUGGCGUUCCCCGCGCCUCGGCGUUCACUCCCGUACGACCCCAAUCCGCACCCAGUGCUCCCACGCCGGCGGUGGUGGCCAGCAGGCAGCAGUGCAGGUGUCCCGGCUGCAUGCGGCAAGCAGCGCGGCAACAGCUGCCGCAACAGCAAGCGGUGGAUGCGACUGCAGCGGUGGAGCGAGCACGUCAGCUUGGGGUUGUGCUGCCGGCGGCUGCAGCAGCGGCGGCGCUGGCGGCUCCGGCGGGCGCACCGAAGCAGCAGCGCGUGUUGGGGCCGCAGGUGGUGGCGGCGGCGGCGGCAGCAAUGGUGGGAGCAGCGGUUGCGCUGGCAGAUCAGCGGCGGCAGCAGCAGCUGCCGCCGCCGCGAGGCUCGUCACGCUGACGAGUGGCGUUACCAAAGCUACGCGUGCUGGGGCAUACGGCGGGCGGAACAGAACAGCAGCAGUGGCAGCUGGCGUGUGGCUUGAAGCUUAUGGUUGUAUGGUGUGGGGCCUAGGAGCAGGGUGGCUGUAAGGCCUAGCAACUGGCUGGGGACGUGUUCAGCGCACCUGUUGAAUACAUUAUAUCUUUUCCUCGCGGCUUGGUUGAAUUUAUCGCAUAUCGUGUUCGCAAACUUCAUCCAAUCCAGGACGGAUGUUGUUGCGGGCUGGGGCAGGGUCGUGCAGCUGCAGGUGUUCACAGUUGCGGAGUACCUCCGAUUCUUGCGGUCUUGUUGCAAACGUGACCCGUCGUCGUCGUGUUUGAUUUAUGGCGAGGAGAAGCACAUGAUAAAAGCUGCUCGUCCGGUGUUCACCACCGUGACGCCGUAACGGUAGCCAGACAUUUGAAUAAUUUGUGGUUCGCUUCAAGCGUAUGGGUUUGCUGAAGACGUCGUGCUCGAUCACGUUCGGUUGAGGGCGCGCGCAGUGCGAGGGUUUGUGAGGGCUGGGUUCGGGGAGAAAACUGUGGGUACUUUUGGCAUUUCACUGCCCAUUGUUAUGCUUUUCACCUAAAGGGUGAACAGCCGUAGGCAUAGCUCCAUUAGCUCGACACCGAUUGCGAUUGAACAGUAGCAUCAAUUUCGAAUAGUCCUCAGGUUAAACACAUGCAUGCGAACUUGCAGUUUGGCAAGGAAGAAACGUUGCACUUCGAUCCUAAGGGAGGCGACAAUGAUAGGCACGUCGCUUCACUAGUAUCGCUUCCCUUGCGGGGGGCUAGAGUUUGGUCGUCGUUAGUUGCCUGAUGCAUUUUGUUGUUUGGUUGUUAUAGCACCUUGCCCUGUGGUCGCAUUCAAGGACUGAAGGAGUGGGACUCAAACCAACUUUGGGCACUUGUGUACAUUUGCUGAACCCCGUUGCAAUGGUUGGACGGUCGGUUUGGCAGGCUCCUUGCGAGCUGCAGUAUAUCUCCGAGUCACACACGCUCUACAUAAACAAAAAUACACAAGCAAGAGAGAGCGUGUUAGGCUGUACUAUGCCAGAAUCUGCAGCUCUGUUUGCAAACAUGCUCCUGGUGAUGUUUAGGGGCUUGGAAUGGUGCACGAGCGACGAGGGACGCAUAAGGCCCGAGGUUGCGGGCGAAGAGGAGGAGGAAGUGGACAAGAGACGGAGCGUGGAGACAUUUGCUGCGUGCCGUUGCACCACGGGCCUUGGUACCUGGUUGCAUGUUAACUGCAAAGGGGUUACAGUUACAGCACCAGUAAACCCAUUCUAACAGCAUUCUCCUUUCCGGUUGGAAUGUGUGCGGUCUGAGAAGGGCCGAGGGUUGCCGCCGGAAGGGUGUCGAUCCGUUCUUCCACCGCUUGUUGACGUGCUGUCUGGGUUGGUUGGGAAGGCACGAAUGGAUGGUCAUACGAAGGCUAUGCUUGACUUAUUGCCGAAAGGUGUACGGAUGGGGUGUCGACACUUCGUGUUCUGUCAUGUACCGGCUUGCUGUAGUUGGGGGCGGGGAUUUUCGCUCCUUUAUGGGUAUACGGGUGACUAAAGGUAGAAGAUGAGAAGUGAUGGGGAGCCGUCCUGGGGUGCUUUACAGUAAUUAAAGUGCGACACUCGACGUAGAUAUUCGUGUACUAGUCUGUGGGUGUUUACUUGUAUGGUGUAGGACAUACUUGUAGACUGAAAGCGAUCGGGAUACUACCAAGUAUAUGCCAUCAGUCUGGUUUUAGUCGUUAGGUCUGGUAAGAUCGUUGUUUAUACCGGUAGAUGAUGCUUAAGAUGUUAGUUUGGUUAACGGUACCGGUAGUAAGGGAGGCACCAUAGGCGCCCAUGUGCAGUACCCUGUAAGGGGGCGACAUGCGCCUUGGGGCUACUUGCUCUCAUGGGCGCAUGGACGGUUAUGAUUCUUAUGAAGCUAGUUGGCCUCGUUGUCAACCCUACUGCAAGAGUUGCAAGCGGCUGUGCCGACGAGGCAGACGUGGUGAGCCUUGGCGGCAUUACCAGUUUGAUGUGUUACCACUUUGUUGCGUUAUCAGGCAACGAUGAGCUCCCUGGUAACAGUUCUUCUCAUUGCCGAUACCUGUAACCGCCACAACUAAA
Messenger RNA from Astrephomene gubernaculifera, 6065 nucleotides. Lineage: Eukaryota; Viridiplantae; Chlorophyta; Chlorophyceae; Chlamydomonadales; Astrephomenaceae. The record is from the annotation of a GenBank genome assembly.